Messenger RNA from Daldinia caldariorum, 1118 nucleotides. Its product is annotated as ribosome biogenesis protein Nop16. Gene Ontology annotation, biological process: ribosomal large subunit biogenesis. The transcript has 2 exons. Gene Ontology annotation, cellular component: nucleolus. Bases 130 to 837 code for a protein of 235 amino acids. The record is from RefSeq and is a predicted model, not a curated record. NCBI's taxonomy places the organism in Eukaryota, Fungi, Ascomycota, Sordariomycetes, Xylariales, Hypoxylaceae.
GUAAGAAAUUUUGGGAGCGACCUGCAUUCUACAAUCCGUUGCUGGAUUAUCCUACCAUUGAUUCUAUAAUAAGUACGGAUCCGUAUACCAUACACUUAAGCAACUCAGAAUUGCGCAUCCAACAACGCUAUGGGCCGAGAUCUCCAGAAGCGCAAGAGGCGUUCCUCUCGCUCCAAAAUUCGCCAGCCUUCGUCGACCUUAAGAUCGAAGCGCCUUUUGAAUCCUCUCGGGAAUGAUCUAGUCGCUAAGAAUUGGAAUAAGAAAGAGACCACAACGCAAAACUACCGCCGCCUCGGCCUCGUGUCCCGCCUCAAAGCGCCGACCGGCGGCGUAGAGCCCAACCUAGCGUCGCAGAAACUCCAAGGACGAGCCACGAAGCCCGUCGACCCUUUCGCCAUCAGCCGGCCCACGGGCGCCAUCGUCAGCGAGGUGCGCGUGGAGCGGGACGAGAACGGCAAGAUCGUGCGCGUGCUCGGCGGGUCGAAGCGGAAGAAGGACAACCCGCUGAACGACCCUCUGAACGACCUCGACUCGGAUGAGGACGAUGAAGACGAAGACGAAGACGAAGACGAGGAAGUUGAAGAGUGGGGUGGGAUCGAGGACGCGGGUGGAGAUAAUAAUAAGGUCGUUGCGCAGCUGGAGGAAGAGGCCAACCGGCCUGUAAACAAAAAACCUCGGACCAUGACCAAGCGAGAAAUCGAGUGGUUGCAGAGCCUCGUGGAUAAAUAUGGCGAUGAUACUAAGGCCAUGUCGAGGGACCGUAAGUUAAACCCAAUGCAGCAAACCGAGGCGGAUAUCGCUAGGAGGAUUAAGAAAUGGAGGAGUUCUUCAGCUUGAAAAAAAGGGGCAAAGUGACAAGUGACUGGAAUCGGUGGAUGGAGUUGUUAAAUAACUGCAUUGCAAGGCGUUAUGGAUGUUACUAUUUUAGCUAGCUAAGAAGCUGGUCCUCGGUAUAUACUUCAAAAGGCAUGAGCUACCUACUACAAAGCCAUCUCUCGAGUCUACAAAGGCAUACGCAUUGUCCAGAGUAACAAAGCAACAGAGCAACACAGCAAAUCCCAGAAAUAGUAGUGUGAUACAAAGCCAAUAUGUAGGUACCCUUCCCUGCAAGGUCUAUU